AAAAACUCGCUGAGUCCUCACUGGGUCAAAGUGUUUGAGAUUGACUAUGAGUUAGGAACGCCAAGCAAGGUCGCUGUUAACAUUUUCGACGAAGUCCGUAAAGGUGAGAAUAAGGGAAUUGGCAGCGCAGUCUUCGACAUCGGUGAGCUCCUCGGUGCCCGCGGCAACACCAAGGCGCGAAAACUAAAGAAGGGCGGAACGCUGUUUGCUACGGUUCGAAAAAGUCAAGGAUCCGGUAUGCUCCGUCUUCAAGUGAAAGGAACUAAGCUGAAGAACGUCGAAGGCAUGUUUUCGAAAAGUGACCCUUUUUUUGAACUUUCGCGGAAGGUUGAUGCUGCCGGGAGCUUGACUUGGGAUAACGUUUAUCGCUCCAAAGAUAUUCACAACAACCUCAAUCCCGAAUGGGAGACGGCCAUCAUUUCGUUGUCGACGCUAUGCGGGGGUAAUCUAGAUCUGCCCAUCCUGCUUUCUGUUUUUGAUCAUGAGAGUAGUGGAAAGCACAAGCCUAUGGGACAGCUAGAAACUAGCGUCAAUGGACUCAAACAAGCCGCCGAGACACGCAAUUCACUCCAGCUCCAACGGAAGGGUAAGGACGUCGGAGCGAUCACUGUAGUCAAAGCCGAGGCCAACUUUGUUGACUAUGUGAGUGGCGGCUGUGAAAUUAAUGUCGUCGUCGCUAUCGAUUUUACGGGCUCCAAUGGGGACCCUCGGAAGCCAGGAACUCUUCACUACUUGCAUCCUGACGGACGUAAAAACGAUUACGAAAAGGCAAUUUCAGCGAUCGUUGGAAUUCUUUCCAAGUACGACUCCGACCAGAAGUUUCCUGUGGUCGGCUUUGGAGCUAAGUAUGGCGGAGUCGUGCGACAUUGCUUCCAAUGUGGGCCUCACGAGGAAUCCCAUGGUGUUGCUGGCGUGCUGGAUGCGUACAAGCAGGUAUUUAAAUCAGGUCUCGUGAUGAGUGGACCCACUGUUUUUACUGAAGUCAUUGAAACCGCGGCCGCGCGAGCCAUGAGCUCGCAGUCCGAAGCGCAGCGAAAAGGCCAACAAUCCUAUACAGUUCUUUUGAUUCUUACCGACGGUGCGGUAUCCGACGUGCAGGCCACGGCGCACAGCUUGAAUCAAGUCAGUCACGCACCCUUGUCUGUCGUCAUUGUGGGGUUGGGAGAUGCAGACUUCUCCAGCAUGCAGUUCUUGGAUGAUUCCUCGAAGCCCGGUAAACGGGAUAUUGCCCAAUUUGUUCAGUUUAACCGCCAUGCGUCAAACAGUGUCGCCUUGACUUCGGAGACGUUGCACGAAAUCCCGGAGCAGUUGACUGGAUAUUUUUCAAGUAACGGUAUUUCUCCUUUGCCACCCAUUCAA
Messenger RNA from Phaeodactylum tricornutum CCAP 1055/1, 1359 nucleotides. RefSeq lists its product with no specific name. Gene Ontology annotation, cellular component: plasma membrane. Gene Ontology annotation, biological process: cellular response to calcium ion. The record is from RefSeq and is a predicted model, not a curated record. The transcript has 2 exons. The annotation marks the transcript as partial. NCBI's taxonomy places the organism in Eukaryota, Bacillariophyta, Bacillariophyceae, Surirellales, Neidiaceae. Gene Ontology annotation, molecular function: calcium-dependent phospholipid binding.